Molecule: messenger RNA, 1447 nt
Organism: Mytilus californianus (California mussel)
Lineage: Eukaryota; Metazoa; Mollusca; Bivalvia; Mytilida; Mytilidae
Exons: 10
Coding region: 359-1297 (312 amino acids)
Source: RefSeq, a predicted model, not a curated record
AUAACGAUUUUUUUUAUCUAUUAUUACAUAAAAUAGUCACAAUGAACUUAGAUAUAAAUAGUAUUUUCCACCUGUUACUGUUUAUUACUUCCCUGUUGGAUUUAAAGUGCACAAGUCCUUUUAGAAACAGAUAGACAUAUGUCAUUAAUCCGUUUCAUUCUUUAACUAUAAGACUUCCAUGGAUAAUAAUGGUACAUGUAGUUAUAUGUUUUGGAUUUGCCAAAAAUGAAUAAACCUAAAUUCGCCUAGAAAUUAGAGAGAACGAACCAUGUAUGUAUGUUACUGAAGAAUCAGAAUGCUAUACGCAUGGGAAACAUUAUACUGCAUGUUAUUUACAUCAAAGUAGUGUUUUUAUAGUAUGGGAAGACGAAAAACGUACAAUGUUGCUGAAUGUUCGAAUUAUGAAAGACAAAUAAAUCCAGAAGAAGACAUGGAAUAUACAUACUGGUGUUGUUUUUCACGUAAAAAGAAAAAAAGAGCCGAUUGCAACAACGUAACAGCGACUUCGAUUUGGAGCGAGACAUUAAAAGGUCAAACAAGAGAUCAAAGAACAGACAAACAAGUUCAUCAUGAAGAUACGCAAGUGACAAUAGAUAGUUUGAAAAGAGAGUUAGAAGAUUGUAAAAAAGAUCUUAUACAGUGUCAUCAAGAAAAGAACGAGCUUGUAUUACGAUUGAGUGAAUUGAUGGGGAAGCAGUUACAAGAGAACAAUCCCCAAAUUACUAAUCUAAAUGAUCCAAACAGACCACAGAAGCUAGCUGAAAUGCUUGGUGAUAUAUAUGACAACGAAUGGCUAGAUGCUUUUACUGGUCUGCAGUCAAAAGAUGAGAAACUAGAUGAACAAAGCGCAGUUGAUAUCCUUUUAAAUCUCUUGAAGGUUAUAUAUGAAGAAACAUUAGACCAGGUUGGUAAAUUCUCUAGUCACAUUCAGGAAUGGUUUGUCUGCAACCAGCAAUGUCCUCGUAGUCGUAUUUUAGAGUUUUUGGUUUCGAUAUCUUCUUGUGUCAUUCAUCAUUUGCAAAGAGAAAUCGAAAAGGUGCUUUCUGCAAAAUCAAAAGACAGUAGUAUAUCAAUAUGUACUAACUACAUACAGCGGUGUAUUGAAAUGUGUUUUUACAUGAGGAUAAAGUCACCAGAAAUGUAUUUGCAAUUUGACAGUGCGAUAAACAACAUAGACAAGACUUACUUCAAACCUUACACUAAAGAUGGCGAUAUAUUAGAUUUUGUCGUUUGGCCAGCACUGUUCUUAUUCAAAGAAGGUCCAUUAAUGAACAGAGGAGUUGUUCAGUGCAAGUAAUUAUUGUGUCGAUAUUGUUUUUGGCAGGAUGAUAAUUCGGAGUAAUAAUGAUAAAAGGUGCAAUGAUAAGCAAAUGAUCUAGUAUGUUAUAUAUAUAAUGUAUUUGUUAAAAAAUAAAUAUUUAAAAAAUAAUAAAUAAAUGGAAUCUCA